AAGACUCACUUUGAAUUAGGUUGAGCCUGGUCAUGCUCAAGCCAAAGAGGGACAUCAAGGCCAAUCAGCGAUGUCUCUGAAAGGAGCUUUGAUUGCCUCCCUUUUGGUUCAGACAGUUACAGCAAUGUCACAAAACAUGAGCUUACCUUCAUUGCCGGACUACAACAUGACCUUUCCACCUUUGCCCCAAGACUUUAAGGAAAUGGCGAAGAAACUGAUGACCAGGUGCUCCCAGAACGGUUACUCUCCGCCCAACAUGACCGACUACUUUUUGAACAGCUCUGCAAUGCCUGAGCAGAAAAUAGGAAACCCCAUCUUUCUUUUUCCUCUACUGCUUUCCUCCCUCCCCCCGCUGCCUGGAAAUCGUGCCGUGCUGCAGCCUGACACGUCCAAACCUCCUAAGCAGGACCCAGCAAUGAACAUCACAAGGGACAUGUUGAACUGCACGAAUCUCCCAGAGAUGAUUGAGUUCAUGAGGAACACUGCGGAGAAAGAUCAUUGCUUCAUGCGAGCGUUUCUUGCUCCACUCUGCUGGGCCACUGCCCUUCAGAACAGCUCACAGCUCAGCCCGGGGCAGCUGGGGAACCUGCUAUGGGCAGCCAAACCUUUCUUGGAGGCCGCACCCCCUACCGCACUGAGCCUGCCGUCUAGACUGCAGAGUGCUCAACUAAUGGAAAUGUGA
This is a messenger RNA of Pygocentrus nattereri (red-bellied piranha), 682 nucleotides long. RefSeq lists its product as uncharacterized. The coding region runs from base 71 to 682 and encodes 203 amino acids. Lineage: Eukaryota; Metazoa; Chordata; Actinopteri; Characiformes; Serrasalmidae. The transcript is spliced from 8 exons. The record is from RefSeq and is a predicted model, not a curated record.